Messenger RNA from Dacryopinax primogenitus, 1388 nucleotides. Its product is annotated as ISP domain-containing protein. The coding region runs from base 30 to 1388 and encodes 452 amino acids. Lineage: Eukaryota; Fungi; Basidiomycota; Dacrymycetes; Dacrymycetales; Dacrymycetaceae. The record is from RefSeq and is a predicted model, not a curated record. The transcript has 6 exons. Gene Ontology annotation, molecular function: 2 iron, 2 sulfur cluster binding; iron ion binding.
CCGAACCUGUUCUCUCCAUUGUCUAGUCGAUGGCACUCCGUUUCACUCUCCUUUCUCGCAACUUACUGAGGAAUCGAUAUUGCGGCGACAUUUGGCGCCCCUCGACCCAAUUGGGAUGGCGGCGACAUCUUGCCACCGUUUCGACGGCGGUUGCUCGGACCUCGGAAAGUCAGCUUUCCCCACAGAUUGAGCAGGCGACUUCGCGGAAUAACUCGAACAGCACGACUCUCCCGGCAUCCUGGUAUCGAAGCGACAAGCUCUGCGAAUUAGAGAAACGAGCAAUCUAUUCCAACUCGUGGUUCAUGACCACCCAUACGGCGGCGUUUACCAAACCGGGGGACUACCGAGUGUUCGAUCUGGCAGGACAAUCGAUCUUCCUAGUCAUGGGCCACGAUGGAGAGAUCCGCGGAUUUCAUAACGUUUGCCGGCAUCGGGCGUAUCCUUUGCGGACACAGCCGGCAGGAUGUUCCAGCGUGAUCAGCUGUGGCUAUCAUGCCUGGACUUGGAACCUGGAAGGCGGACUCAUCAGGGCACCACAGUUCAAGGACGUACCUAAUUUCAACAAGAGCGAUCAAAGUCUCUGGUCCGUCCAUGUGCAUAUCACACGGGGUGGCUGUAUAUUCGUCAACUUAGAAGCCUCAGAGGUACCAAGCAUGUCCUUCCAACAAUUCUUUCCGGGCCUGGAAGAACUGCUGGAUGACGUCGAUUUUGCCCGAUUUAAGCUGCUAGUGCUUUAUCCGCUGCGGAGCCCACUUUCACUCACAACAAGAAUCGAUGGCUUCCAAGAAUGCUACCACUGUCAAGUCGCUCAUCCCAGCCUGGCAAAGAGUUUCGACAUUAACAAUUACUCACUGAUGAACCAUCCUACUUAUACGCAGCAUGUCGCUAUACCCUCCUCCAACGCCAAAGAUGCAUACGGAAACAGUAACGCGCUUUUCCUAUACUUGUAUCCAAGCAGUGCCAUCAAUUGCUUCGAGACUGGGUGGCAGACUUCUUUCACAUCGCCCAUAGACGCACGAACGUGCCGUGUAUCGAUGGAAUACUGGGUUGACAAGAGCCUGAGCGAGCAAGAGAAGGAAGACUUUGUGAAGAGCUUCUACCAAGUAUUUAAAGAGGAUUGCGACCUCUGCGAGAAAGUGCAGAAGAACGUCGAUGCAGGAGUAUACUCCAAGGGCGUGCUCCAUCCGACCCACGAAAGCGGUGUUCUUGCAUAUCAAGCUCGAACAAGAGAACUGGUGCUGCAACAUGCGGCUCUUGAGGAGAGUGUUGGACAUGAAAUCAAUCCUUCAAACCGGGUUGACCAGAGCACGGGUGUUAUGGAUCGCCCCGAGGAUAGGCUGUGCGCACGUUUGGAGCAUCGGGAAUGGAGAUUAGGUAACAAGGUCUAA